Molecule: messenger RNA, 486 nt
Organism: Eimeria maxima
Lineage: Eukaryota; Apicomplexa; Conoidasida; Eucoccidiorida; Eimeriidae
Exons: 1
Coding region: 1-486 (161 amino acids)
Source: RefSeq, a predicted model, not a curated record
AUGCGUUGGCGUAUAUAUCCAGAGACAGGACAGAUACAAUUAGUAGAUAUAAAGGAAGCAGCAGCAGCAGAUGCAGCGCAUGCAGCAGCAGAAGCAGCAAGGAUAGAUAGAUUAUUAGAUAUGGAUAGGGAUGAGUAUAUAGAGGAUGAGGAUACAAGAGCAGCAGCAGCAGCAGCAGCAGCAGAAGCAGCAGCAAAAGAAGAAGAAGAAGGAGAAGAAGAAGAAGAAGAGGGGCAACAAAUGACACCAGAGCAAGCAGCAGCAGAAGGAGCAGCAGCAGCAAGAGCAGCAGCACUAGAAUUCUUAGCAACAGGAUCUAAUGGUAUGGAGGCAGCAGCAAAAGGUGCAGCAGCAGCAGCAGGAGCAGCAAACACAGGAUUAUGUAUACGUAUAUUUGCUGCAGCAACAGCAGCAAGUCCGCAUGCAGCAAAACUAGCUAACUGUAACCCUAAUGAUAAAGGGCAGCGUCUUGCAUUUGCUCCAUAA